AUAAUCAUCUUCAUCGAGAGAAAAAUUGUACUCUCAGCUUCUCACAAGUACGUGUGCAAAUAAAAUUUAAUUAUCUCUUAAUUAUAAAAAAAAAAUUAUGUCACAAGUAUGGAUGUGGUUGUGCGGUUGUGGGCUCCGUGACCACGAUAGUCUUUAACGUUCCCACUGACCAAUGCUAACGGGAAGCUUGUUGAGAAGCCUCUGAAAGUACAAAAGUGACACGAAGAUUUUUUUCUUGCUUUCUUCAUUCGAUUUCAAGUCAGCAUUUUUGCUUCUUAAAAUUUAGUACAAUCGGUAUAAUUAGUAAAACGAAAAAUGGAGAACGUGAAGGACUUGGAGAAGGAAUUCUCACCAAGUGCUUGGAGCAGGAGAUUCGAAAAGGAUCAGGAAUUACUGGACAAUCACAAGAAAGUUGUAAAGGAUGGAACUACACAGGCCAGGGAGUUGCUGAAGUGUGAACUGGACGUUCCUUAUGGGCCAGGAAGAAGGUCAAAGUUGGAUAUUUAUGGCACAGAUCAGCCAUCUGAUGCUCCGAUCUUUGUGAUCUUCCAUGGUGGCUACUGGCAACUUGAGGAGUACACCAAGGAGGUGGGUAGCUAUGGGACCCUCCCAUUUGUUCGUGCUGGUUGCCGGGUAAUAGCGGCUGAUUAUGAAAUGUGCCCCGAAGUGACCUUAACUGAACUUGUGGAGUUGGCACAUAAAUGUUUCACAUACAUCCUCAACUAUGCUGCACGAAUUGGUGCUUCAUCUGUGACCUUUCUCGGCCAUUCAGCUGGUGCUCAUCUUGUUGUAGCCCAAUUCCAGGAAGCACAAUUCUCUCGUCUUCCCCAUCAGCAUCUCAUACAGGAUGUUUAUCUCUUGAGUGGAGUGUACGAUCUCCGGGAAUUGCGUCACACAAAAGCUGCCAACAAUGGGAAUAUCCUUUCCAUCACAGAUGACAAUGUUGUUACUCUCUCUCCAGCUCUAUCUGGCUACGGGCAUUUAGCUGGAACUUCCACACAUUUCUCGGUUGUUGUGACUGAGAAUGAAUCUCAAUCCUACAAGAAAAUGUCUGAAGACAUGAAGGAUGCCCUUGCCAAGGGAACGGAUAACGUGAAAUUAAUUCUUCUUCCGAAUCGAGAUCAUUUUGAUAUUGUUGAACAACUAAAUGACAAAGAUGCGGAACUCACAAAAAUCCUCAUUGAAGAUCUGACCAAAUCUGGCUAAAGAAUAAAAAUCCAGGAUGUGUGCUGACUAGUUUAAUAUACAUUUACAUAAAUUAAUUUUGGAAAAUAGCACCGAGAAUCAUUCAAUGAAAUAAAUUUUUAAAUCGC
Messenger RNA from Lutzomyia longipalpis, 1313 nucleotides. RefSeq names its product kynurenine formamidase-like. The transcript is spliced from 3 exons. NCBI's taxonomy places the organism in Eukaryota, Metazoa, Arthropoda, Insecta, Diptera, Psychodidae. The record is from RefSeq and is a predicted model, not a curated record. Gene Ontology annotation, molecular function: hydrolase activity. The coding region runs from base 316 to 1206 and encodes 296 amino acids.